CUGACUUGGUAAGUCCAUAAGAAACAGGUAAAUACUUGUUCAAAGACUCAAACCUAUAAAUAGGCAUGCUUUCAAGAGCGAUUACUCAUCCUACCCAAGCAAGAAACUAAGAAAUCAAGCCUGAAACCAGCCUAGCUACAAUGAAAGGUGUUCAUUUCCUUGUAGCUUUUCUCUUCUUGGCUCUGGCUUCCUCAUUUGCCUCUGCCUCUGACCCCAGCCCUCUUCAGGACUUUUGUGUAGCUCUCAAUGACACAAAGAAUGCUGUAUUUGUAAAUGGGAAGUUCUGCAAGGACCCAAAGCUGGCCAAAGCAGAAGACUUCUUCUUUUCAGGGCUGAACAUGCCGGGAAACACAUCAAAUCAACUGGGAUCAAAAGUCACUCCUGUUAAUGUGGAACAAGUUGCAGGACUCAACACUCUUGGCAUAUCUUUGGCAAGAAUUGACUUUGCACCUUAUGGUGGGCUAAACCCCCCUCACACUCAUCCCCGUGCCACGGAGAUCCUGGUUGUCCUAGAAGGCACACUCUAUGUCGGCUUUGUUACAUCCAACCCAGAUAACCGUCUCAUCACCAAAGUCUUAUACCCAGGAGAUGUUUUUGUUUUUCCAGUUGGUCUCAUUCAUUUCCAAUUCAAUAUAGGGAACACUAAUGCCAUUGCCUUUGCUGGUCUCAGCAGCCAAAAUCCAGGAGUUAUCACCAUUGCAAAUGCAGUCUUUGGUUCAAACCCACCAAUCAAUCCUGAUGUUCUUGCCAAAGCCUUCCAGCUGGACAAGAAUGUGGUGAAAUAUCUUCAGUCAAAAUUCUGGUGGGAUAACAAUUAGACCAAUUUUCAACGUCCAUGGAACAGUUACUUAUUUGAACAAUUUUUGACAUGUUUCCAUCAUUUAUUUAGUAAUUAUUGUUGAAGUAAAAUAAAAUAAAAAAUA
Durio zibethinus is the source of this 923-nucleotide messenger RNA. RefSeq names its product germin-like protein subfamily 1 member 13. Gene Ontology annotation, molecular function: manganese ion binding. NCBI's taxonomy places the organism in Eukaryota, Viridiplantae, Streptophyta, Magnoliopsida, Malvales, Malvaceae. The record is from RefSeq and is a predicted model, not a curated record.